CAGUCGCUUUAUGACCAUAUUUCCGGUUGAGGAGCUGUCCUCUUCCCGUUGUAAACACAUCGCUUGGGUGGUGGUGUGUCUGACAGUUAUAAAUAAUUCAGAACAAUUUAUUUUUCAUUUUUGAAAAACAUUUUUUGCACACAGUGAAUCGCUAAGAAUGAAGAAGUUUUUCGACGACAUUAAGAAGGAUAUGAAAUUCAAGUCGGCAGGGCCAGGAAAGAAACUUACAGACGACGGCAGCACUAAACCUCAAGCGCCACAGGCUCCUCGCGGAGCGCCCAGAAAAUCGCCCACCGAUGGCGCGCAGAGAGCAGGGGCCGCGGCCCUCGCCAGGAUCGAGCAACAGCCCCGGCCCAAGGUGCAAACGUCCCAAGAUGCCAUAAGGAUUCAGGUGAAGCGAGAACUUGAAGCAGAGGCGGCUGCCACAGCGGCCAGUCUGAAGAACACUGAUAUUGAGGGGGCCUGUGUUCCACAAAAGGAUCCAUCUUGUUUCUCAGUGCCGGGAGUUUUCUUCAUCUGUCCUCUCACUGGAAAAACCUUAACUAAGACUGAAAAGGAGAUGCACAUAAAGGAAGCCAUUCUAAUGAGGUUCUCAGAGGAUGCCAUAGAGGCCUCCAUCAUGAUGAUUCACACCUUUAAUAAAGACAAAGAGAAAGUAAAGGCUGCCGUUGACAUCAUUAGCAAGUACAUCGAAAACAUCUGUAAGAAUCCCACUGAGGAAAAGUACAGGAAGAUCAAACUUAGCAACAAAGUGUUUCAGGAGAAGGUCAGUGGGAUUGAAGGAUCUCGCGAAUAUCUUCAGGCGUUGGGAUUUGAAAGCAUCACAUUGCCGGUGGACGGCGAAGACAGGACUGAGGAGUUCAUGGUGUUACCGGCGCAGGAGUCAGAGGCUCUGGAGCAGAUGAAGGCUCAUUUGGAGCAGCUGCAGAAUGGCGAGCCGGUCAGAGCGAAGCUGGACCGCCAGCCGCAGGUCUUCAGAGCCUCACAGCACGCAACACACUUCGAGCUUCCUCCAGUCUUCUACAAUCUGACCGCGGAGGAGCUGAAAAGAGAACAGCAACUGAAGAGUGAAGUCGUGGAGAGAAACGCAAUGCUGCGAACGAAAGUCAUGCGUGAGAAAGAUGAGCAGAGGGAGAGAAGAAAGUACAACUAUGCGCUUCUGAGAGUGCGGUUGCCGGAUGGAAGUAUACUCCAGGGCACUUUCCUGGCGUGGGAGAGGGUGGCAGCGUUGUACCAGUUUGUGCGUGAUUCUCUGGAGAAUGGCUGGCAACCCUUUGAGCUGAUGGCACCCGCAGGACAAAAACUAAAGGAUGACGAGGAAUUGGCUCUGAAUGAGUGCAACCUGGCCCCAGCAGCUCUGCUGACCUUCUCAUGGGACGCCGCAGUGCUGGCAGACAUCGCUGCCGCCGGAGGAAAGACUGCUGUUCUGCUUAAAGCCGCACUGUUAGAGAACAUCAAGACCCUGAGCUGAACAUUUAGUCUCCCCAGUUACUGCUGUCCCCGCCUGCGCUCUCCCGCGAGUUUCUCUCCCAUCGUCCACCACCACAAUCCCACACGGUUUCACAGGAUGCAUUGAUUGUGUCCACAGCAUGUGCUAGGUGGAUUUAUAUGGUGCUAAACGCAGGAGUUUUUCCUGUCAGUGAUGUUAUGAGAAGCGUUAGCACAUUAUGGGCCAAUUUCCAAACAAUCUGUCCUAUUAUAAUGAAUUGUUGCUUGAGGUAACAUGACCAUGAUAUGAUGAGGGAAGAUGCUGAGUUUGAUUGGAAGUGGUCUGUGAGAGGAUCUGUUGUAAUUUAAAGCACUUUUUAGCUACGGCUGAAAGAGAGAAAUGUUGAUGUAUCAUGAAAUCUCAUUGUGGCAAAAACGCACUGAUCUAACAUGAGCUCUACCAUGUUUUGUUUCCUGCUUAACAUAAAGUAAACUACGCAUGAAUGUUACAACGCAACUUAAAUUAGACAAACAGCUCUGGUCUCCAACAACAGUCUACCUCCUAAUGCAGAUAAAUGUCCACUGGUUUCACUUGUCACCAUGUCAGUUAAUUAAGCCCAAAGUAUACUAAAGUUUUUAUGUAUAAAGCACACGCGGCAUAAAUUUCAUCCAGAUUUUCCCUCUAAAAUCGAACAAUUUUUUGCACUAAUUAUUUUGUCCACAAGGUGGCAACAUGGACCCUGCCUACUGGUUCAUAGUUAAAAAGAAACCCAUAAUAUGGAACGUUUUUGCAACUCAGCCUCACAUAUUUACAAAUGGCUGCGCACACACUCACUUUAAAAAUAAGAUGGAUAACUUCUGGAGAGAAAUAGCGCAGACACUAGAUAAGUUUUAAUCUUUCUAGUCUGUGUUUGCGCACACUAACAAAUGCUAAUAAAUGAAAUAUACCUUGAAAGGUUAACUUUAUUUUUGAAUGCAAAAACCAUUUAGUGUGAAUGUGCGAGACUUCCGCUUCAUUAGCCGCUGUAGGUAAACAACUUUAAUACAUGGUAGUUUGAAAAAAAAAAGAGCUACAAACCAGUUUAUAAUUAUGGUAAUAAAUGUAACAAUAUUAUAACAAAUACCAGUUUGCAAUAUCCUGGAGCACAGCAGACUGUUUUUGUAAAGCGGCUGACACCGGAAACCUUGCACAGUCAAGUUAAAAAGGCACCUGAUUUGAAUACAUUGAGUAUUAGACUGAUUCGGUUGCAGAAGAACAUUGUCACGUGCUUGUUUCUUUAUUAAACCAUCUAUUUUAAAAAUGA
Messenger RNA from Onychostoma macrolepis, 2732 nucleotides. RefSeq names its product UBX domain protein 6 (gene ubxn6). NCBI's taxonomy places the organism in Eukaryota, Metazoa, Chordata, Actinopteri, Cypriniformes, Cyprinidae. Gene Ontology annotation, molecular function: protein binding. Gene Ontology annotation, cellular component: cytoplasm. The record is from RefSeq and is a predicted model, not a curated record. The transcript has 11 exons. Bases 158 to 1471 code for a protein of 437 amino acids.